AUGAAGUCCUUAAAAGAGGAUUUGGAGGAGGAGGACUUACUUGUGGAAGAAGUGAACGAUUUAUCGAACGACGAGACUAAUAAAUUGAACGGUGAUGAAAUAUCCCAUCGGUUCGAUGCUCAAGUUAAGCAGGAGAAGGAUACACAUUCUUUCGAGGAAGAGUUGAUAAAAUGCCACUUGGGUUUCGAAGUCAAACAAGAGCCAAUCGAGGAUGUGGAGUGGCAGUUCCGUGGCCAAAUAAAGAACGAACCCAUUGACGAUGAAGAAGUGGACGAUGCAUCAGUCAGUUGCAUGGAUCAUUCGCAAAUUGAGAUAAAAAACGAAUCAAUCGAUGAGGUUCCGAUUGGGAAAGAAGGAGAUGUAACUCAGGAAACCAAAUGUAACUAUUGCCCGGCAACCUUUGCCGAUCCCAACGAUCUAAGUCGGCACAUCCAGUCGCAGCAUGCAUCCUUAGAUUGUUCCCACUGCCUGAGGACUUUUUCCACCCAUGCCGGCUUUCAGCUGCACUUGCGAUCCCACAAGACACCCUUCCAGUGCGAUCAGUGCCCAGAGAUAUUUGCUUUGCGCGGUGCUCUGGCUCGGCACAAGCAGCAGCACAAGGAUGAAGUUGGCUACCCGUGUGAGCUCUGUGGAGAGAUUUUCCGGAGGCCUGGUUACCUGGCACAACACUUGCGAACCCACGCCACCGGACGAUAUCAGCCGGCGUGCCCCUUCAAGUGUGACCACUGCCCGGAGGCUUUCGCCAAGCACACGGAUCUGAAGCGGCACACCCGAGGUCAUGGUCAUGCCCCCAGCGAGGUAUCGCUGAAAAGAAGAUUGCAACUGGAACCUGAUACUGGUACCCACAAUUGUGCCAAUUGCAUGAGCACCUUUAGCGAUCUGACGGAACUGAGGCGGCACUUGGUGACGCAUUUGACGAUGGAAAAAAACUUUGAGUGUCCGGAAUGCUCAAAAAUCUUCUCCCUGCGGGCAACUCUCAGGGCCCACCAGCGAUCGCAUUCAGCGAAAAGAGCCAAAGUUUAUAUUUGCACCCACUGCCCAAAGGCCUUGGCCAAUCACUCGGCUCUCAAGCGGCACACCCUAAGUCAUGCGAAAAGAGCCAAGGACUACGAUUGCACCCACUGCCCGAAGGCCUUCGCACACAGAGCACAUCUCAAGGCACACCUGCUAGUCCACACGGGUGAACGACCCCACGAGUGUGCCAUCUGUGGGAAAGCAUUUGCACAGAAAGCCAAUCUUGUCCGGCACAUGGGCACGCAUUCAAAGGAGCACAAAAGACUUACACGACAAAGCUCCGGAGAAUUGUCCUUUGGCUGCCCUCACUGCUCGAAGGCUUAUGCAAUCAAUUCUUCGCUCCAGCGCCACCUGAAGACGCAUUCGGCAGAAGAGCAGGUCUUUGGGUGCCCACGUUGUCCCAAGAUCUACAGAUAUAAGUCCAUUCUCCAGAAUCAUCUGGCCACAGCGCACCUAUGCGAAAGUCCAUGA
Drosophila elegans is the source of this 1485-nucleotide messenger RNA. Its product is annotated as zinc finger protein 135-like. The transcript has a single exon. The coding region runs from base 1 to 1485 and encodes 494 amino acids. Lineage: Eukaryota; Metazoa; Arthropoda; Insecta; Diptera; Drosophilidae. The record is from RefSeq and is a predicted model, not a curated record.